Messenger RNA from Rubroshorea leprosula, 1655 nucleotides. The record is from the annotation of a GenBank genome assembly. Lineage: Eukaryota; Viridiplantae; Streptophyta; Magnoliopsida; Malvales; Dipterocarpaceae.
UCUCACGAAACAAGCCAAAAUUCGAUUCAAUCCCGAUCUAGAAAGAAGUAGCCCUGCCCCGCUAGGGUUCCACGAACUGCAUGAGAGUCGUCGCAUCCCUCCCCUCCAUUGCGAUUUUCUCAGCUUUCUUUAGCCUUCUAAGUUUUCUUUUUCCCUAACUCCCUUCUAGUUUUCCUUCCCCUCUCCAUGAUUUCAGAUUCUCUCAUAGUUUUUUCUACCUGCUCCGUUCCUAAAUCUGACAGCCUCCAAAAAGUGUUUUCGCCGUUGUUUCUCGUUUCCUUAGUUUCUCACCUCCAAAAUUCCUAAAUACGUUACUAGAGUAGUUUUAUACUUCAUGUAUCUAGCUAUUAGCCCAAAAAAACCCCAAAAAAUUUGUUAUAGUCUUUGUUGUUUUUGCUUGUUUUCCCCUAUUGGUCGAUUAUGGCGCAAUCGGGCGUGGUUACCAGGAAGUGGAGCCCUCUAAUACUGCUGCUGGAAGAGUGAUUGUUGAAUCUCCUUUCAAAAGGGGAAGGUCUAUGAUGUUUUGGCUAAGUCAUGGACUGAUCGGAGAAACUUUCAGGGCAGGUGGAUCGUGCCUGCAGAGGGGCCACCAGAAUUAAUAAACAACAACAGAAUGUUAGUGCUGGUGGAGUGGUGACAGUUUCUAUGGAUGUAUUGUGAACUAUUAUAAGGGAAAUGGUAGAAGAAGCAAUGUAAGAUGUGAACCAGCAACGAAAUGUUCAGAGGCAAUAUGGAGGGAAUGAGAGUCCAGAGGGGGAUUGAAUUGUUUGAGGAGGAUCCUGAAUAUCAAGCCAAACUGAAGCAAUUUCAGAAAUGGCAUCCACCUACCUUUAGGGGUACACAACACACCAAAGAUGCCAAUGAGUGGAUACAUGAGAUGCAAGGAUCAUCACAAAGUUCUGCUGGUCACCUUUAUGCUUAGAGGAGAGGCUAAAGGUAUACUGAGAGGGGGGAGAGCUUACCUUGGAGGGAUUUUAUCAGAGACUUGUAUGAGACCUAGUUCUCUCAAGCUACACUUACUAAGGAGGAGCAGGAAUUAAAUGAAAUGAGGCAAGAAGAUAUGACAAUAGAUCAGUACCAGGCCAGUAGAACAGGGCACUGGUGCUGCUGCAGUGAAAAAGGCUUAAGUAAUUGAGCAAUACCAAAAUGCCAAGAAGGAAAAAAAUACUGAACAGGGAGGCAAAGGUAAAGCAGUCAUCAGCCACAUCCAACCUCAGAAUAAGAGGGUUGAGCAGAGGGUAAAGAAAGGGGGUGUUCAUCAAUAAAGUAGAAGCUCUGGAAUUCAAAGUGUGCCAUCAGAAACAUAAGGCAAAGAUUGUUACAAGAAAGAACGGCGAAAAAACAUUUUGAGCAGAGGGUGCAUGUUUCCAGUGUGGGAAGCCAAGACAUUUAACAAGAAAUUGCAGUGAGGAUCAAGCAGAUGCAAAAAAGACAGAAGGUAGUUGGAAGAGUAUGUAUAUGCCUUGAACGAGCAAGUCCAAAGAAAUCCAGCUGCGAUUAGACCUAAAAUUUCUAUCUUCAAUGGAAUACCUAAAGUACUAAUGAUCUAGAUCCACUAACUCAUUUGUGUCUGAUGCUGCUUUUAUAUUUGUUAAACCUUCAAUUCUGGGUUAUGACAAGCUCCUCAAAAAUUAUAAUAAACUCUAAAAACAGAA